Molecule: messenger RNA, 774 nt
Organism: Xyrauchen texanus (razorback sucker)
Lineage: Eukaryota; Metazoa; Chordata; Actinopteri; Cypriniformes; Catostomidae
Gene: lhx6b
Product: LIM homeobox 6b
Biological process (GO): regulation of transcription by RNA polymerase II; neuron differentiation; forebrain neuron development
Cellular component (GO): nucleus
Molecular function (GO): RNA polymerase II transcription regulatory region sequence-specific DNA binding; DNA-binding transcription factor activity, RNA polymerase II-specific
Source: RefSeq, a predicted model, not a curated record
AUGAAUUGGGAGCGUUUGUUGACACAGGACUCCAAAUCUCAGCAGCUCAACAUCACGCGCAGAAUGUCAGUCUCGAACGCGCAUUGUUGGAGUUUGAGAGAUAAUGGGCCUGUUGCGACAUCAAGGUGUUCAUCGCCAUCAUCUGCUCUAUCCAUGUGCGCGCGCUGCACGCGGGAAAUUCUGGACCGACAGCUGCUGAGGGUGAAUGGCUUAACUUGGCAUUUAAAAUGUCUGCAGUGCUCUGUGUGUGCAGUGUCUUUGGAUCAGCACAACAGCUGCUUUAUCAGAAAUAAAGACAUUUUCUGUAAAACUGAUUAUAACAGUGCCUUUGGCAUAAAAUGUGCUCGUUGUGGCCAUCAAGUGAGUGCAAAUGACUGGGUUCGGAGGGCAGGAAACAACAUAUACCAUCUUGCCUGCUUUGCUUGCUUCUCUUGUAAAAGGCAGCUGUCCACAGGGGAAGAGUUUGGCUUGGUGGAGAACCAAGUUUUCUGCCGCAUUCACUAUGACACAAUGCUGGUAAACCUACAGUACAUGUCAGAGGAUGGAAUACAUUUGGAGGGAGCUUUAUCCACCGAGUGCUUCCCAAAGAUAUCAAAAAGACCUCGUACCUCAUUCACUUCAGAGCAGUUACAGAUAAUGCAAACCCAAUUUAGCCAAGACAAGAACCCUGAUGCAAAGACACUGCAGAAGCUGGCAAACAUGACUGGGCUAAGCAGAAGAGUUAUACAGGUUUGGUUCCAAAACUGCAGAGCCAGACAGAAACACAUUUCAUGA